AUGGCAUCUGCAGCAGCUUUGACAGCUUCUGCUGCAUUGAAAUCUCGAGUUAGGAGACCAUCUUUGCUUAAGAAGCUUGCUCACCCUCAAGAUCUGAUCCCAUUAUUCCCCAAUGGAUCUUACAUUGGGUGGUCUGGGUUCACGGGUGUUGGAUAUCCUAAGAAGAUCCCAACAAUGCUCGCAGAUCACGUAGAGAAGAACAACUUACAGGGCAAGCUCAAGUACUCCCUUUUCGUAGGUGCAAGUUCCGGAGCGGAAACGGAAAAUCGAUGGGCAGAAUUGAAUAUGAUCGAACGACGAAGCCCUCAUCAAGUCGGAAAGGCUAUUGCAAAGGGCAUCAACAAUGGCAACAUCAAUUUCUUCGACAAACAUCUGUCCAUGUUUCCUGUAGAUUUGGUUUAUGGAUUUUACACAAAAGAUCGACCCAACAAAAAGCUGGAUGUGGUUAUUGUUGAAGCUACAGCUAUUACCGAAGAUGGCGGUAUUAUUCCUGGAGCUUCCGUUGGAGCAUCACCAGAAUUGAUUCAAAUGGCGGACAAGAUCAUUGUUGAAGUCAACACCUCUAUGCCUUCUUUUGAGGGACUCCACGAUAUCACCAUGACCGAGCUUCCACCAAAGCGGAAACCAUACUUGAUCAUGGCACCAGAGGACCGUAUUGGAACAACCGCAAUCCCUGUUGACAGCGAGAAGAUUGUUGCCAUCGUCGAAUCUGAUUAUCAAGAUCAAACUGUACCAAAUGCGCCGGAAGAUGCUACGUCGCGUGCAAUUGCUGCUCAUUUGAUUGAAUUCCUUGAGCACGAAGUGAAGCAUGACCGACUUCCCAAGAACCUGCUCCCAAUUCAGUCCGGUAUUGGAAACAUUGCCAAUGCUGUCAUUGGUGGUCUAGCCGAGUCUAACUUCAGGAAUCUCAAAGUCUGGACAGAGGUGCUUCAAGAUACCUUCCUUGACCUCUUCGAUUCUGGACGUUUAGACUUUGCAACCGCAACCUCUAUUCGUUUCUCCCCAGAUGGUUUCAAGCGCUUCUACGAUGGAUGGGAGCAAUACUUCGACAAACUUUUGCUUCGCUCACAGCAAGUCUCUAACUCCCCUGAGAUCAUCAGAAGAUUGGGAGUUAUCGGAAUGAACACACCAGUUGAGGUCGAUAUCUACGCACAUGCAAACAGCACAAAUGUUAUGGGCUCUCGCAUGUUGAACGGCCUCGGUGGUUCAGCUGAUUUCCUCCGUUCUUCCAAAUACAGUAUCAUGCACACACCAUCUACUAGGCCAUCCAAGACUGAUGCUCACGGUGUUUCUUGCAUCGUUCCUAUGUGCACACACGUCGAUCAAACCGAGCAUGAUUUGGAUGUUGUCGUUACUGAACAAGGACUCGCUGAUGUCCGAGGAUUGAGUCCAAAAGAGCGAGCCAAGGUCAUCAUUGAAAAGUGCUCUCAUCCAGAUUAUAAGCCAAUCUUGGAAGACUACUUCAGAAAGGCCGAGUUCGAGUGUAUGAGAAGAGGCUGGGGUCACGAGCCCCAUCUGUUGUGGAAUAGCUUCGACAUGCACAAGGCAUUCGAUCAAGAGGGAAGCAUGAAGGCACUUAAGACUUGGGGUUAG
This is a messenger RNA of Botrytis byssoidea, 1593 nucleotides long. RefSeq lists its product as uncharacterized. The record is from RefSeq and is a predicted model, not a curated record. Gene Ontology annotation, biological process: acetate metabolic process. Gene Ontology annotation, molecular function: acetyl-CoA hydrolase activity; acetate CoA-transferase activity. Bases 1 to 1593 code for a protein of 530 amino acids. Gene Ontology annotation, cellular component: mitochondrion. Lineage: Eukaryota; Fungi; Ascomycota; Leotiomycetes; Helotiales; Sclerotiniaceae. The transcript is spliced from 2 exons.